Penaeus chinensis is the source of this 2856-nucleotide messenger RNA. Its product is annotated as retinal homeobox protein Rx2-like. Gene Ontology annotation, molecular function: DNA-binding transcription factor activity, RNA polymerase II-specific; DNA binding. Gene Ontology annotation, biological process: regulation of DNA-templated transcription. NCBI's taxonomy places the organism in Eukaryota, Metazoa, Arthropoda, Malacostraca, Decapoda, Penaeidae. The coding region runs from base 134 to 1432 and encodes 432 amino acids. The transcript is spliced from 5 exons. The record is from RefSeq and is a predicted model, not a curated record.
GAGUGCGGAGUGUCCGGUGUGUCAACUUGCCGCAUUGUUUUUUUCUGCUUGUGUGGCACCAGCUUUGCGAGUUAUCGCCUCUCCUGUGGCACCAGCCUUGUGUGGCACCGAUCGCGCGAGUGGCACCAGUACGAUGAUGAGUUAUAACGUCGGAGGCGGCAGCGGGGGCGGGGACAUCGGCUACCUGGACAAAGUGGCACCGAGCUCUCCCGGCGAACACAAGCGCUUCACGGUGAGCCACCUGCUGGAUCUGCCCGACCUGGUGCGCCUUCCGCAGACUCCCGCCUUCACCCACGACCUGGCCGCCCUCCACGCCCACCCUGCCCACGACCUCGCCGCCCUCCAUCAACUUCAGGGACCACACCUCUACCACAAUGCAAGGGCGCCCCCUCUGCACCCGCAGCAGCACCACCACCACCUCCAGAACCACGGGCAGCACCAGCAACAAGCGGCGGCGGGGCUUCAGCACCAGCAAGCCGUGGACUGCAGCCCGGCACAGCACCUCCACCACCAGCAAAAACAGCAACAGCAGCAGCAGCAACCACAGCAGCACCAACAGCUCCAACACCCGCAGCAACAGCCUGCGCCGCCGCAGCACUCCCCCGUGCAGCACGUGGGUCCCGCUCAAACCAGGGUGCAGCAGCAGCAGCUCCAGCAACAGCAGCAGCAACACCAGCAACAGCAACACCAGCAGCAGCAGCAACAGCAGCAGCGUCAGCAGCAGGGGAGCGCGGGCGGCGACAUGCGUGUGACCAGCCCGACGGCGCCGAAGACCGAGCGAUCCCCGGCCUCGGCUCAUGACACCGACAAGAGUGACGAAGAGGACGCAGAAGGCCGCAAGAAGAAACCCAGGAGGAACCGCACCACCUUUACCUCGGUACAGCUGACGGCGCUGGAGAAGGUCUUCGAAAGGACGCAUUACCCCGACGCCUUCGUCAGAGAGGAACUCGCUAAGAGAACCAACUUGAGCGAAGCCAGAGUCCAGGUCUGGUUCCAGAAUCGCCGCGCCAAGUUCCGACGCAACGAGCGAAGUGUCCUGGCGCAGAGGUCCUCCACUUUCCGGCCAGCUGACACGCCCCCUUCUGUCACGCCCACGACAGGUCCCGUCGAGCAGCCCCUCGCGCCCAGGCCCUCGGGCAACACCGGCAUGGCCAUGUGUGACUACAGCGGCUACGGAACGGUGGGCGUGGGCGUAGGGGCGUGGAAGGGGUCCGGAGGAGGCGUGGGCGGAGCAACGCCUCCUUAUCUCUCACACUUCACGCCCACCAGUUCUCCCACGCCCAUGUGUACGUCGUUGCCACCCGGACUCGGCGGAACGUACGGCAGUGGAAUGCCCACAGCAGGUCAAAUGGGCGGAGCUUACAUGGGGUCAUCGCUAGCGAAUCUGCGACUGCGCGCGCACGAGUACUCUCUUCACCAAGGUCAAGUGUGAAGUGCUCUCUUAACUCGUGUGCGAAGAAGAAAACAAUACAGAGUGGUUAUAACGCAGGACAUGUGAUGCUCCGGUUCAUGUGUUCGAAGCAUCGGUGGUUCGUUUGGUGUGAACCGUGAAGUUCGAACUUUCGGGAGAAAUAUUAGAGUGUGAAAGAACUUGUGAUCUUAAAGUGCGUUGUGAAUCCACUACGCCUUGUAUAGAAAUGUGUGUGCACACUAAGUCUAUUUGUUCAUGAUAAGAUCACGUUCAUGAACCAUAUUGACGAGUGGAAAUCAUCUGUGAGAAAGAAAAAAAUAAUAAUUGUGUAUAACUGUAACGAUACUAUUGCCUGCUUCACAUGGCCGACUGAAGCUAUGCCCAUAGAUUUAAACCGGUCAGGGACAUUUACAAAUAUUUAAAAAAAAACAUAAAGUACUCCCCAGUUUUGUUUGAAGUCAUACCUUCAGUGACGUGGAGGUUUCGCCAAUGGACGCAGCUCAUCACGAACACCAAAGUUUGUUGUUUUAGCAUGUUCAUCAACGGCAGAUUCCUUGCUAGUGUUCAGUGAUCGACAGACCAGUGACGGAUGAAAGGGUCUUAGUUAAGUAAAGACGUCGCUGUUGCAGUAAUUACUUGAAUAUGAAUUCACUUCUGUUAUGUAUUCGCAUGUACCGGAUUCACAGCAAUAUAUUAGUGUUAACAAUAUAUAUCAUAUCUGUGUCAGUAAAUGGAAGCCAUGUUAGACAGAUGCUAAGGAAUAAAGUCUAAUCCAGUGGAAGAAAACCAAUUAGACUUACAGGAAAUAAUCAGUUAGUCAAAGGAAAAAGUCUUGGAGCUUUUCUAAAUAGGUCAGCACCUCACUAGCAACACCGGGAAUGAAAAUCGAAAUCUUCAACGUCUUGGGCUUCCUCAACGUCCGUAACCAACAUGCUUUUAAAGGAGAAAGCACGGAUGAAGCAUACAUUACAGGAUUUAAAGCAAAAAAGAAAGUGAUAUGGAACUGUGUAUCGUUUGGCUGUAAGCAAGGAAAUUACAUGGACUGAUUAGGAAAGACGAAGGCAACUCGGAAGCACCAAAAAGCAAUGUUUCUUGGCCCGUGUGUAGUGUGGCGCUCCUCUAUCCGUUGAACACGAGAAAUAUGUUCAAAAGGUUCACCCGUGAUAAAACUUUGUGUGUCUGUGAUCAUCUGAAGAGACCUUAUUAGUGUUGGCAAUGAUUUUUUUAGUUCCUGAUGCAUAUAUGACUGAUUCCAAGGCAGAGGACCAGGUUGUGGAGAGGCAUAGCCCUGGUUGCAUCACUGUACUUAGUAAACUGCAUUCUUUCCAUUUCUCAUAUACAGUAUGUUGUUUCAUACUUGGAGUAUUAAUUGCAAAUUUGGUUAUUAGAAGUGAGGAAAAAAAAUCUUACACUUGUAAUUCAAGAAUAAUAUAUUGUGGACCACA